CUUUGAGAGUCUCCCUCCACUAUAGUCUAUACAACUCUCCUGAACCCCAGAACCCCAUAGCAGGGCAAAAGCUUCGGCUAGGCCUAAGUUUUGAGAGAGAGAGGUGAUGGCUAAGCCUAAGUUGUCAUACGAGGAGUCUCGUAGGCAGAACUUGGAGGAAAAUAGGAAGAAAAUGGCAGCACUCAAUCUGCCUCAGCUUGCCCAGCUGGCUCAUCCAGCCCCUGUGGAGCUCGCGAGGCCUCGUACGUUCGAGAAGCAUCUUGUUCAGGUCCGGAGAUCCACCCGCGUCUCGAAUCAUUCUUCCCCGGUUUACAAAGAGGUUUUUGUUGAACGAGUAAGAAUGCCCAGAAUGUCCUACCACUCUAGUUGGCAGAAGGGUUUGUGGAACCGAACAAACGCUUCUGCUUCAGGUGAAGCCAGAGCUGCCGCAUUGCAUGAAGCUCAGAAAUUAGAGUCGGGUUUGGGAUCCGAUAACCCGACCAUUGUGAAAACGAUAAUCCCAUCUUAUAUCAGUGGUGGAUUCUUUUUGUGUCUUAAACGCCAGUUCUGCAUGGAGAACCUCCCAAAGGGUGAUGAAGUUAUGACAUUGGUAGAUGUAGAUGGCAACGAGUACCCGACUCGAUACUUGGCGCAAAGAUUUGGACUCUCAGCUGGAUGGAAAGAAUUUGCAUUUGCUCAUGCUUUGGUGGAAGGGGAUGCAUUGGUUUUUCAAUUGAUCCGGCCUACUGCAUUUAAGGUGUACAUUGUAAGAGCAAAAAGAUCUGAAGGCAGCUCAGCUGGAUAGGUAAAAAGAAGUUUGGGGAUUGGGAUAAGACUUGCAUUUGUUUUGCGGUGAGCUCUAUUUGUUCCUAGAAAGGUACAUGUUUUGUCUAAUAGAAAA
This is a messenger RNA of Prunus avium (sweet cherry), 880 nucleotides long. RefSeq names its product B3 domain-containing protein Os06g0194400-like. NCBI's taxonomy places the organism in Eukaryota, Viridiplantae, Streptophyta, Magnoliopsida, Rosales, Rosaceae. Gene Ontology annotation, molecular function: DNA binding. The record is from RefSeq and is a predicted model, not a curated record.